Molecule: messenger RNA, 1233 nt
Organism: Athene cunicularia (burrowing owl)
Lineage: Eukaryota; Metazoa; Chordata; Aves; Strigiformes; Strigidae
Gene: RASAL3
Product: RAS protein activator like 3
Exons: 7
Biological process (GO): regulation of GTPase activity
Source: RefSeq, a predicted model, not a curated record
GCCGAGCUGGACCGCUUUGAUGACCGUGAGGCACUGAUCUUCCGUGAGAACACGCUGGCCACCAAGGCCAUCGACGAGUACAUGAAACUGGUGGGGGGCAAGUACCUCCAGGACACACUGGGAGAGGCCGUGGCCCAGCUCUGCGCCUCGGACGACAGCUGCGAGGUGGAUCCCAGCAAAUGCGCCGGCCUUGACCUCUCCGACAACCAGAACAACCUGCGGCAGGUCUGCGAGGAGACCUUCCAAUGCAUCGCCGCGUCCUGCGACGCCUUCCCGGCAGAGCUGGGCGAGAUCUUCGCGGCGUGGCAGGAGGAGUGCGCGGCGCGGGGCAAGGCGCCCAUCGGGCAGCGCCUGGUCUCAGCCUCCCUCUUCCUACGGUUCCUCUGCCCCGCCGUCAUGUCCCCCAGCCUCUUCGGCCUCGUCCAGGAGUACCCCAAUGAGGCGACCGCCCGUACCCUCACCCUCGUGGCCAAGGUCAUCCAGAACCUGGCCAACUUCACCACGUUUGGCGAGAAGGAGGCCUACAUGGGCUUCAUGAAUGAGUUCUUGGAGAACAACUGGAGCACCAUGACAGACUUCCUGCAGAGCGUGGCCAACCCCGAGAGCAGCAUCCACAUGGCCACCUACGACGGCUACAUGGACCUGGCUCUGGAGCUCGCCACUCUCCACCUCCUGCUCUGCGACAUCUUCUCCAGCCUGGACCAGGCCACGCAGGAGGAGCUGGAGCCCCUGCCCACCAUCCUCACCGCCAUCAAGGAGGGGACCCCUGUUCCUGUUUCCGUCCGUCUCAGCUCCACCACGGAGCGAAGCUCGGCAGAGAGCUUCAAACCAGGCUUCGUGCCACCCCGGGAACUGAGCAAGCACAGUCCCCUCAUCAAGAGCCAGUCCCUCAUCAGCAUCCGCCGCGCGCGGGGCCGGGAGGACGGGCCGGAACCGGAACCAUCACCGGCACUGGUACCAUCACCACCACCCAGCCGGGAUCGCCGCAACGUCCAACGCACCCAGAGCGUGCCGGCACAGAGCAAAGCCGCCCGGCGCCUGCGCAAGCAGGGCAGCACCGAGCACGUGGCGGAGCCACCAGUCGAGGAGAACCUGGAGUCCCUCGUCCCCCGUGACGUCCCGGGUCGCGGGAAGCUGCGCUCGUCGGUGUCGCUGCCGCGCAAAUCCACGGUGCCGUGGCAGCGCUACGCGGAGGAGGUGGCGGCGGCGCAGGGCGAGCUCUACACCAUCCGC